Molecule: messenger RNA, 1812 nt
Organism: Chenopodium quinoa (quinoa)
Lineage: Eukaryota; Viridiplantae; Streptophyta; Magnoliopsida; Caryophyllales; Amaranthaceae
Product: glucan endo-1,3-beta-glucosidase 12-like
Exons: 3
Coding region: 245-1477 (410 amino acids)
Biological process (GO): carbohydrate metabolic process
Molecular function (GO): hydrolase activity, hydrolyzing O-glycosyl compounds
Source: RefSeq, a predicted model, not a curated record
ACAGCCACAGUAAAACAACUAUAGGAAAGGACAUUUAGAGCCGUUGGUAAAAUAGUAACUUGGGUAAAAGGACUACAGAAAUGGACAGAAGGAAAAUGACAGGGGAGAACCAAAAACGGUUGGCCCAUUCUAUGCAUUACUCUACAUAUUUCAAUGCUCACUUCUUCACACUUUCACAAAGCCUUGACCAAGGCCAACACUACACUACUCAAGAUUCUCACACACACUUAGUGAGUGAGAGUAAAUGCAUCAUAGCACCUCAACAAUGGUGUUCAAAAUGGCAUGCCAAUUCCUCACUUUCUCUCUCCUCUUCCUCUGUUUUACUGUUGCAACCAUAACUUCUGCUGAAAUCCUGACAGUCCACUCAGACCUCAGUACUGCUGCUUCUGCUGCAACUUCCAUGGCUGUUUCAGUCCACAACCAAGACCUCACUGAGGUUUCUAACAGUGUUUUAAUGGCGGAAACUUGGCUCAGAAACCAUGUCCUGCAAUUUUACCCUGCUUAUAACAUUACCCACAUUGUUGUUGGACAUAAUCUCCUCUGUUCUUCCAAAACCCAGCAACAAAAUCACCAUCUUUUUUUACCUGCUCUCAAAAAUCUUCACCAUUCUCUCACUAGAUGGGGUUUACACUUAGAAAUUAAGGUUUCCCCUUCUUUUUCUUCUCAUUGUCUGGAACUACCCUCUGAUUCUGCUUUCUCUCUCCUCCAACCUCUUCUACAGUUUAUCCAUUCCACUAAUUCUUCUUAUAUGAUUAACCCAUCUUCUGAUGAAACCCCAAUUUUUUACCCAAAGUUUGAAUCUUUAGCUUUAUCCCACUUGAAAUCUUUGAAAAAGUUUGGAUUUUUAAACUCAGAAGACCUCAAUUUUAUGGUGGUUUCUAACAACCAAACUCAAAUUUUCAACCCUACAAUGAGAAAAUUGACAUACAUUCUUCCAACUCCAUCACCAGAUGAACUACCCACUGCCAGAGGACCAGGUUCACUUCCUCCUCUAGUUGGAGUUGGGCCUACAAUCUCCCAACCAAGCCCAAUCCCUGGUACCCCACAUUUUGGGCUUAGCCCAACCCAAUCCCUAACCCCUCCACCUCACCCCCACCACCACCACCACUACAUACCACCCUGCUACCCAGCACCACCGCAGGCGGAAGCACCACCAGCACCGCCUCAGGCUUCGGCGCCAUCUCCGGCUUUCGAGCCGAGAGAGAAACUGUGGUGUGUAGCAAAGCCAAGUGUUCCUGCAGAGACAUUGCAGGAAGCAAUGGAUUAUGCUUGUGGUGAAGGUGGAGCAGAAUGUGAUGAAAUUCAACCAAAUGGGAAUUGUUAUUUUCCUGAUUCUCUUGUUUCUCAUGCUUCUUAUGCUUUCAAUAGUUAUUGGCAGAAGAACAAGAUUAAUGGUGGUACUUGUGACUUUGGUGGCACUGCCAUGCUCAUCAAUUCUGAUCCUAGUUUUCUUCAGUGUAAGUUUAUUAUGGUGUGAUUUCAAGGAGCUUUAUUGGUAUGUCAGUGAAAUAUGAAUGCCAAAGAUGAACAGUUCUAAUGAUGGUAGCAUUAUCAUGAUUAUUAUAGUUUUAAGUAGAAAGUAUGGGUUAAUUUAUAUCGAUUAGGGUAGGAAUUAGGAUUAAGAAGGGGCCUUUUUUUGGUUAAUUUGAAGGUUACUAAAGCUUUGUACUUUAGCAAUGUUAAAUUAAAUGUAUGGCGCUUGAUGGACAAAAACUUUAGUGCCCUUUGAUUUGUAUGGGAACAAAAGGAGAAUUAAGAGUAUCUAAUUAUAUAGUAUCUGCGUAUCUAAUUAUAUAGAGUAUCUAUUUGCUA